Messenger RNA from Sarcophilus harrisii (Tasmanian devil), 15419 nucleotides. RefSeq names its product plectin (gene PLEC). Gene Ontology annotation, biological process: hemidesmosome assembly; intermediate filament cytoskeleton organization; wound healing. Gene Ontology annotation, cellular component: perinuclear region of cytoplasm; sarcolemma; focal adhesion. Gene Ontology annotation, molecular function: structural constituent of cytoskeleton; structural constituent of muscle; cadherin binding. The transcript has 31 exons. The record is from RefSeq and is a predicted model, not a curated record. The coding region runs from base 239 to 14344 and encodes 4701 amino acids. NCBI's taxonomy places the organism in Eukaryota, Metazoa, Chordata, Mammalia, Dasyuromorphia, Dasyuridae.
CCACGGGCUCAGUGCGGGGCAUGUGCCGUCCCUCCCUGCGCCUCAGUCCUUUGCCGCCGCCGCACUCCCGCCGGCUGCCCUGCUGCUCAUUGCCCUGCCCCGCCUGCCCGCUGCCGGCCGCCCGCCUGGCCCCGGAGAGGAAGCCGCACUCGGCCAGCUGCUGCCUCCCGUUUCUCCCCGGCUCCGCCUGCAGCCCCGCGGCCCCUGACUCCCGGGCCCCCCUUCCCCCGUCCUCACCAUGGUGGCCGGCAUGCUCAUGCCCCUGGACCAGCUCCGGGCCAUUUAUGAGCUGCUCUUCAGGGAGGGUGUGAUGGUGGCCAAGAAGGACCUUCGGCCCCAGAGCCUGCACCCCCAUGUGCCCGGCGGUGUCACCAACCUGCAGGUCAUCCGGGCCAUGGGCUCACUCCGGGCCCGAGGCCUGGUGCGGGAGACCUUUGCCUGGCGCCACUUUUACUGGUACCUCACCAAUGAGGGCAUCGCCCACCUGCGCCAGUACCUUCACCUCCCCCCUGAGAUUGUGCCCGCGUCCCUGCAGCGCGUCCGCCGGCCUGUGGCCAUGGUGGCCCCUGCUCGCCGGCCGCCCUCUCGGGUGCAGACCGUGCAGGGACCCCUGAGCUGCCCGCCCAAGCGGCCUGACAGUGCCCGGGAAGAGCGGCAGGCUUAUCGCCGGAAGGAGGAUGAGGAGGCGCCUGAGCCCCCGGUGGUGCCCACCUUCCAGGGGCCGCAGACCCGGACUGGCCCGGAGCCCACCCCUGCCCCAGAUGAGCGGGACCGGGUGCAGAAGAAAACAUUCACCAAGUGGGUCAACAAGCACCUCAUCAAGGCGCAGCGACACAUCAGUGACCUGUAUGAAGACCUCCGAGAUGGCCACAACCUCAUCUCCCUCCUGGAGGUGCUCUCAGGGGAUAGCCUGCCACGUGAGAAGGGGAGAAUGCGCUUCCAUAAGCUGCAGAAUGUCCAAAUUGCCCUGGACUACCUCAAACAUCGACAGGUGAAACUGGUGAACAUCAGGAAUGAUGAUAUUGCUGAUGGCAACCCGAAACUCACCCUGGGUUUGAUAUGGACCAUCAUCUUGCACUUCCAGAUCUCGGACAUCCAGGUGAGUGGCCAGUCCGAGGAUAUGACUGCCAAGGAGAAGUUGCUGUUGUGGUCUCAGCGGAUGGUGGAAGGCUACCAGAACCUGCGUUGUGACAACUUUACUGCUAGCUGGCGGGAUGGGCGCCUCUUCAAUGCCAUCAUUCACCGGCACAAGCCCAUGCUCAUUGACAUGAACAAAGUCUACCAGCAGAGCAAUCUGGAGAACCUGGACCAGGCCUUCAACGUGGCUGAGCGAGAGCUGGGGGUCACCCGGCUGCUGGACCCCGAGGAUGUGGACGUCCCCCAGCCAGAUGAAAAGUCCAUCAUCACCUACGUGUCAUCCCUGUAUGACGCCAUGCCCCGGGUACCUGACGUGCAGGAUGGGGUGAAGGCCAAUGAGCUGCAGCUUCGCUGGCAGGAGUACCGGGAGCUGGUCAUGUUGCUGCUACAGUGGAUCCGUCAGCACAUCAUCGCCUUUGAGGAGCGCAAGUUCGCCACAAGCUAUGAGGAGACAGAGAUCCUCUGGUGUCAGUUCCUCAAAUUUAAGGAGACCGAACUUCCCGCCAAGGAAGCCGACAAGAACCGAUCCAAGAACAUUUACCAGUCACUGGAGGGGGCUGUGCAGGCUGGGCAGCUGAAGGUCCCCCCGGGCUUUCACCCUCUGGACGUGGAGAAGGAAUGGGGGAAGCUGCAUGUGGCCAUCCUGGAGCGAGAGAAGCAACUGAGAACAGAGUUUGAGAGGCAGGAGUGUCUCCAGAGAAUUGUGAGCAAGCUCCAGAUGGAAUCCAGCCUGUGUGAGGAGCAGCUGAAUCAGGCUGAUGCCCUGCUGCAAUUGGACAUCCGGCUGCUGACCUCCGGCAAAGCUCCUCAGCACGCCGGGGAAGUAGAAAGGGACCUGGACAAGGCCGAUGGCAUGAUCCGGCUGCUCUUCAACGACGUGCAGACCCUCAAAGACGGGAGGCACCCCCAGGGCGAGCAGAUGUAUCGAAGGGUGUAUCGCCUGCACGAGCGGCUUGUGGCCAUCCGCACUGAGUACAACCUGCGGCUCAAGGCCGGCGUGCCCGUGACUCAGGUGAGCCCAGUGGGCUCCCAGCGGCGGCCCGAGCUGGAGGAUGUCACGCUGCGCUACUUGCAAGACCUGCUGGCUUGGGUGGAAGAGAACCAGCGGCGGCUGGAUGGGGCCGAAUGGGGUGUGGACCUCCCCAGCGUGGAGUCACAGCUGGGCAGCCACCGGGGCCUGCACCAGUCCAUCGAGGAAUUCCGGGCCAAGAUUGAGCGAGCCCGGGCCGAUGAGAGCCAGCUCUCUCCGGCCACCAGAGGGGCCUACAGGGACUGCCUGGGCAAGCUGGACCUGCAGUACGCCAAACUGCUGAACACCUCAAAGGCCCGGCUUCGGGGCCUGGAAAACCUGCACGGGUUUGUGGCAGCGGCCACCAAAGAGCUGAUGUGGCUGAAUGAGAAGGAAGAGGAGGAAGUCAACUAUGACUGGAGCGAACGCAACAAUAACAUGGCGGCCAAAAAGGACAGCUAUUCGGCCCUAAUGCGAGAGCUGGAGCAGAAGGAGAAGAAAGUCAAGGAAAUUCAGAACACGGCCGAGCGCCUCCUUCGGGAAGAUCACCCUGGGAAGUCCACUGUGGAGGCAUUCCAGGCUGCCCUGCAGACCCAGUGGAGCUGGAUGCUACAGCUGUGCUGCUGCCUUGAGGCGCAUCUGAAGGAAAACACCGCUUAUUUCCAGUUCUUCUCUGACGUGAGAGAGGCUGAGGAGCAGCUGCAGAAACUUCAGGAGAUGAUGCGAAGGAAGUACACUUGUGACCGUUCUAUCACUGUCACUCGCCUUGAGGACCUGCUGCAAGAUGCCCAGGAUGAAAAGGAACAGAUCUUGGAGUACAAGGGGCAUCUUUUGGGCCUGGCCAAGCGGGCCAAGGCCAUCGUACAACUAAAGCCCCGUAAUCCAGCCUAUCCUAUUCGAGGCCGUCUGCCUCUGCAAGCUGUGUGUGAUUACAAGCAGAUGGAGAUGACUGUCCACAAAGGGGAUACCUGUCAGCUAGUGGGUCAUGCCCAGCCAUCCAAAUGGAAGGUGGUACACAGCAGUGGCAGUGAAGCCGUCUUGCCAUCCGUUUGUUUUCUUGUGCCCCCACCCAAUAAAGAAGCCCAAGAAGCAGUCAGCAGGCUGGAGGGGCUGCACCAGACCCUGGAGAGCCUUUGGCACCAACUGCACGUGGACAUGAAGAGCCUGUUGGCUUGGCAGUGCCUAACUCGGGAAAUCCAGCUCAUUCGCUCCUGGUCCUUGGUAACGUUCCGCACACUGAAACCAGAAGAACAACGGCAGGCCUUACGCAACCUGGAGCUGCAUUACCAAGCCUUCCUUCGGGAUAGCCAGGACUCGGGUAGCUUUGGACCAGAGGACCGGCUGCAGGUGGAGCGGGACUACAGCACCUGCACCCGUCACUAUCAGCAGCUGCUGCAGAACCUGGAGCAAGGGGAGCAGGAGGAGUCCCUGUGUCAGCGCUACAUCUCUGAGCUAAAGGACAUCCGUCUCCAGCUGGAGGCCUGUGAGGGCCGUAUUGUCCAUCGGCUCCGAGUGCCGCUGGAGAAGGAGCCUGCCCGCGAGUGUGCUCAGCGUAUCACCGAGCAGCAGGUAUGCCCCUGCCCCCCCUCCUGGCCAGCCUGUCCUCCACUCUGUGUCUCUGUCUGUCUGUCUCUCUCUAGCCAUCUGUGUCUCUCUCACUUCUCCCCAUUUAUCCUCCUUCCUUUCAAAGUCCAGAAGUGGAAACCCAAUGUAACAAACUUCCCACCAAAACCGAAAUUGCUCAUACCACCAACCCCCCUCCACCCUCCAACUGACCACUCUGCAACUGCCUACUUCUCCAUCUACCUGGAAAUGAUACCCCCCACGCCCUCCCACAUGGCCCCCCCUCCCUCUUGCGCAAGCCCCAAGUAUCACUCCCGCCUCACCCGGUCUCCCAGCACCGCAAAGGCCAAGACCCCAUCCAGCCUGGUGAUCCCACCAGGGCUGAAUCCAGCACCUCGAAACCUGAAGGGUCCCAGCACUCCACAGGAACGGCUGGGCCCUCCCGGCCCUCCUGCCUGCCGCCACAGCUUAUGGCAGGGGAACCGGCAGGCGGCUGGCCGAAGAGCGGCAGCGGGCGGAUCAGCUUGGGGCGCAAUGCGCUACUCACAGGCGCCGAGCCCCUCACGCCCUGGCCUCAGCGCCGCAAAGCGGCAGGAGCAGAUCCAGUCUGUGCCCCUGGCCAAUAGCCAGGUGGUCCGUGAGCAGCUCCAGCAGGAAAAGAAACUCCUGGAAGAAAUCGAAAGACAUGGAGAGAAGGUCGCUGAGUGUCAGAAGUACGCCAAGCAAUACAUUAAUGCCAUCAAGGACUAUGAGCUGCAGCUGGUGACAUACAAGGCCCAAGUAGAACCCGUGGCCUCCCCUGCCAAGAAACCCAAGGUGCAGUCGGUGUCAGACAGCAUCAUCCAGGAGUAUGUGGAUCUCCGCACCCGCUACAGCGAGCUGACCACCCUCACAAGCCAGUACAUCAAGUUCAUCAGCGAGACGCUGCGGCGCCUGGAGGAGGAGGAGAGGGUGGCGGAGAAGCUGAAGGCGGAGGAGAGGCAGCGGCUGGCGGAGGUGGAGGCCCAGCUGGAGAAGCAGCGGCAGCUGGCCGAGGCCCACGCCCAGGCCAAGGCCCAGGCGGAGCGCGAGGCGCAGGAGCUGCAGCGGCGCAUGCAGGAGGAGGUGGCCCGGAGGGAGGUGGUCGCCGUGGAUGCCGAGCACCAGAAGCUCAACAUCCAGCAGGAGCUGCAGCAGCUGCGGCAGAACUCGGACCUGGAGAUCCAGGCCAAGGCCCAGCAGGUGGAGGAGGCCGAGCGCAACCGCGUGCGCAUUGAGGAGGAGAUCCGCGUGGUCCGCCUGCAGCUGGAGGCCUCGCAGCGGCAGAAGAGCGGGGCCGAGGCUGAGCUGCAGGCCCUGCGGGCCCGCGCCGAGGAGGCCGAGCUGCAGAAGAAGCAGGCCCAGGAGGAGGCCGAGCGCCUGCGGCGCCAGGUCAAGGAGGAGAGCCAGAAGAAGCGGCGUGCCGAGGAGGAGCUGCGGCUGAAGGUGCAGGCCGAGCAGGAGGCUGCACGUGAGAAGCAGCGCGCAUUGCAGGCCCUGGAGGAGCUGCGGCUGCAGGCCGAGGAGGCUGAGCGCCGCAUGAGGCAGGCCGAGGCCGAGAAGGAGCGGCAGGUGCAAGUGGCCCUGGAGACAGCCCAGCGCAGUGCCGAGGUGGAGCUCCAGAGUAAGCGCAUGUCCUUCGCCGAGAAGACGGCCCAGCUCGAGCUGAGCCUGAAGCAGGAGCACAUCACUGUCACCCACCUGCAGGAGGAGGCCGAGCGCCUCAAGAGGCAGCAGGCCGAGGCCGAGCGCUUCCGCGAGGAGGCCGAGCGCGAGCUGGAGAAGUGGCGGGCCAAGGCCAACGAUGCGCUGCGCAUGCGGCUGCAGGCCGAGGAGGUCGCCCACCAAAAGGCCCUGGCGCAGGAGGAGGCCGAGAAGCAGAAGGAGGACGCCGAGCGUGAGGCCCGCAAGAGGAGCAAGGCCGAGGAGUCGGCGCUGCGCCAGAAGGAGCUGGCCGAGCAGGAGCUGGAGAAGCAGCGCAAGCUGGCCGAGGGCACGGCGCAGCAGAAGCUCUCGGCCGAGCAGGAGCUGAUCCGCCUAAAGGCCGAGACGGAGAACGGCGAGCAGCAGCGGCUGCUCCUGGAGGAGGAGCUCUUCCGCCUCAAGAACGAGGUGAGCGAGGCCAUCCAGAAGCGCAAGGAGGCGGAGGAGGAGCUGGCCAAGGUCCGGGCCGAGAUGGAGAUCCUGUUGGAGAGCAAGGCCAAGACCGAGGAGGAGUCGCGCUCCACCAGCGAGAAGUCCAAGCAGCGACUGGAGGCCGAGGCCAGCAAGUUCCGCGAGCUGGCGGAGGAGGCCGCGCGGCUGCGCGCCCUCUCCGAGGAGGCUAAGCGGCAGCGGCAGCUGGCCGAGGAGGAUGUGGCGCGCCAGCGGGCCGAGGCUGAGCGCAUCCUCAAGGAGAAGCUGGCCGCCAUCAGCGAGGCCACCAGGCUCAAGACGGAGGCGGAGAUCGCGCUGAAGGAGAAGGAGGCGGAAAAUGAGCGCCUGCGGCGGCUGGCUGAGGACGAGGCCUACCAGCGGCGCCUGCUGGAGGAGCAGGCGGCCCAGCACAAGGCCGACAUCGAGGAGAAGAUCGCCCUGCUGAAGAAGUCCUCGGAGAGCGAGCUGGAGCGCCAGAAGGGGCUGGUGGACGACACGCUCAAGCAGCGGCGCCUCAUAGAGGAGGAGAUCCGCAUCCUCAAGGUCAGCUUUGAGAAGGCUUCGGCCGGCAAGGCGGACCUGGAGCUGGAGCUGGGGCGCAUCAAGAGCAGCGCGGAGGAGAUCCAGAAGAGCAAGGAGCAGGCCGAGCAUGAGGCUGAGAAGCAGAGGCAGCUGGCGCUGGAGGAGGAGCAGCGGCGCCGUGAGGCCGAGGACAAGGUCAGGAAGAGCCUGGCGGCCGAGCAGGAGGCCGCGCGGCAGAGGAAGGCCGCGCUGGAGGAGGUGGAGCGCCUCAAGGCCAAGGUGGAGGAGGCCAAGCGCCAGAAGGAGCUGGCCGAGAGGGAGUCCGAACGGCAGAUCCAGCUGGCCGAGGAGGCCGCCCAGAAGCGGCUGCAGGCCGAGGAGAAGGCCCACGUGUUCGCCGUUCAGCAGAAGGAGCAGGAGCUGCUGCAGACCCGCCGGCAGGAGCAGAGUGCGCUGGACAAGCUGCGGGAGGAGGCCGAGAGGGCCAAGCGCGCUGCCGAGGAGGCCGAGGAGGCGCGGUGCCGCGCGGAGCAUGAGGCCACGCUGUCGCGCCAGCAGGUGGAGGAGGCCGAGCGCCUGAAGCAGCAGGCCGAGGAGCAGGCGCAGGCCCAGGCCCAGGCCCAGGCCGCUGCCGAAAAGCUGCGCAAGGAGGCGGAGCUGGAGGCCGCCAAGCGCGCCCAGGCGGAGCAGGCGGCGCUGCGGCAGAAGCAGGCCGCUGACGCCGAGAUGGAGAAGCACAAGAAGUUCGCGGAGCAGACCUUGCGGCAGAAGGCACAGGUGGAGCAGGAGCUGACUAAGGUGAAGCUCCAGCUGGAGGAGACCGACCAUCAGAAGGACAUCCUGGACGAGGAGCUGCAGCGCCUGAAGGAGGAGGUCACCGACGCCAUGAGGCAGAAGACCCAGGUGGAGGAGGAGCUCUUCAAGGUGAAGAUCCAGAUGGAGGAGUUGGUGAAGCUGAAGGCACGCAUCGAGGAGGAGAACAAGAUGCUGAUCCUGAAGGACAAAGACAACACCCAGAAGUUCCUGGUGGAGGAGGCGGAGAAGAUGAAGCAGGUGGCCGAAGAGGCCGCCCGCCUGAGCGUGGAGGCCCAGGAGGCCGCCCGGCUCCGCAAGCUGGCCGAGGAGGACCUGGCCCAGCAGCGGGCCCUGGCCGAGAAGAUGCUCAAGGAGAAGAUGCAGGCCGUCCAGGAGGCCACGAGGCUCAAGGCUGAGGCCGAGGUGCUGCAGAAGCAGAAGGACCUGGCCCAGGAACACGCCAAGAAGCUGCAGGAGGACAAGGACCAGAUGGAGCAGCGCCUCGCACAGGAGACCGAGGGCUUCCAGAAGACCCUGGAGGCUGAGCGCCGCCGCCAGCUGGAAAUGAGUGCCGAGGCUGAGAGGCUGAAGCUGCACGUGACCGAGAUGAGCCUGGCGCAGGCCAAGGCCGAAGAGGACGCCCGCAAGUUCAAGAAGCAGGCCGAGGAGAUUGGCGAGAAGCUCCAUCGCACCGAGCUGGCCACCAGGGAGAAGAUGACGCUGGUCCACACGCUGGAGAUUCAGAGGCAGCAGAGCGACAAGGAUGCUGACAAGCUGAAGGAGGCCAUCGCCGAGCUGGAGAGGGAGAAGGAGAAGCUGAAGCGUGAGGCAGAGAUGCUCCAGCACAAGUCGGAAGAGAUGCAGAUGGCCCAGAAGGAGCAGCUGCUGCACGAGACACAGGUGCUGCAGCAGACCUUCCUCACGGAGAAGGACAGCCUGCUGCAGAGGGAGCGGUUCAUUGAGGAGGAGAAAGCCAAGCUGGAGAAGCUGUUCCAGGAGGAGGUCAGCAAGGCACAGAACCUGAGGGCCGAGCAGGAGCGCCAGCAGAAGCAGAUGGAGCAGGAGAAGCAGCAGCUCCUCACCAGCAUGGACGAGGCUAAGAGGCGGCAGAAGGAGGCCGAGGACAAUGUCCGGCGGAAGCAGGAGGAGCUGCAGCAGUUGGAGCAGCGGCGGCAGCAGCAGGAGAAGCUUCUGGCAGAGGAGAACCAGAAGCUGCGUGAGAAGCUGGAGAGGCUGGAGGAGGAGCACCGGGCAGCCCUGGCCCAGACCCGGGCCGUCAUGAUCCAGACGGAAGAGAGGGUGACCCCCGCCAAGGCACUGCCCAACGGGCGUGACGCGGUGGACGGGCUGGCCCAGAACGGGGAGCCCGAGUUCGCAUUCGAGGGCCUGCGGCAGAAGGUCCCAGCCAAGAGGCUGGAGGAAGCCGGCAUCUUGAACCGCGAGCAGCUGGACAAGCUGGUGGAGGGCGUGGUCUCAGUGGGCGAGCUGUCACAGAGGGAGGACAUCAGGAGGUACCUGCAGGGCGGGAGCAGCAUCGCCGGGCUCCUGCUCAAGCCAACCAAUGAGAAGCUGAGCAUCUACAAGGCCAUGAAGAAGCAGCUGCUGAGCCCGGGAACUGCCCUCAUCCUGCUGGAGGCCCAGGCUGCCUCCGGUUUCAUCAUCGACCCCGUCAGGAACAAGAGGCUGUCCGUUAACGAGGCAGUAAAGGAGAGCGUCAUUGGGCCCGAGCUGCACAACAAGCUGCUGUCUGCCGAGAGGGCCGUCACUGGCUACAAGGACCCCUACACUGGAGACAAAAUCUCCCUCUUCCAGGCCAUGCAGAAGGACCUCAUCGUCAGGGACCAUGGCGUCCGCCUGCUGGAGGCCCAGAUCGCCACGGGCGGCGUCAUUGACCCAGUGCACAGCCACCGUGUGCCCGUGGAGGUCGCCUACCAGCGUGGCUACCUGGACGAGGAGAUGACCAAGACCCUGUCCGACCCCUCAGACGACACCAAGGGCUUCUUCGACCCCAACACGCACGAGAACCUGACCUACCUGCAGCUGCUGGAGCGCUGCGUCACCGACCCGGACACCGGUCUCCGUCUCCUGCCCCUCACGGAUGGAGCUGCCAAAGGUGGGGAGCUGGUCUACACCGAUAACGAAGCCAGAGACGUGUUCGAGAAGGCCACCGUGUCUGCCCCCUUUGGCAAGUUCCGCGGGAAGACUGUCACCAUCUGGGAGAUCAUCAACUCAGAGUACUUCACGGAGGACCAGCGGCGAGACCUGCUCCGGCAGUACAGGACGGGCAAGAUCACCGUGGAGAAGAUCAUCAAGAUUGUCAUCACCGUGGUAGAGGAGCACGAGAAGAAGAGCCAGCUGUGCUUCGAGGGCCUCCGCGCGCCCGUGCCGGCCGCCGAGCUGAUGGAGAGUAGGAUCAUCGACAAGGAGCUCUUCCACCAGCUAAGCCAGGGCAAGAGGACGGUGCAGGAGGUGGCCGAGGUGGAGUCCGUGAGGAAGUAUCUGCGCGGUGCCAAUGCCAUCGCCGGGGUGUGGCUGGAGGAGAGUGGCCAGAAGCUGAGCGCCUAUGAGGCCCUGAAGAAGAACCUGCUGAAGCCCGAGGUGGCCCUCUCUCUCCUGGAGGCCCAGGCUGGCACCGGGCACAUCAUCGACCCUCUCAAGAACACCAGAUUGUCGGUGGAUGAGGCCGUGAAAUCAGGCCUGGUGGGCCCAGAGCUGCAUGAGAAGUUACUCUCUGCAGAGAAGGCCGUGACUGGGUAUAAGGACCCCUACACUGGGCAGGUUGUCUCCCUGUUCCAGGCCCUGAAGAAGGGGCUCAUUCCCAGCGACCACGGCUUGCGCCUGCUGGAUGCCCAGCUCUCCACCGGGGGCAUCAUCGAUCCGGGGAAGAGCCACCGGGUGCCCCUCGAGGUCGCCUAUGAGCGGGGCUAUUUGGAUGAGGAGAUGAACAAGGCCCUGUCCACUCCCAAGGACAGCGCCAAGGCCUUCUACGACCCCAACACCCAAGAAAACCUCACCUACAGCCAGUUGCAGAAGAAGUGCCGGAAGGACAAGAAGACUGGCCUGUUCCUCCUGCCGCUCUCGGAGAAGGCCAUCCGGGCUCAGCAGGAGGAGAUCUACACUGACCUCCAAGCUAAGGAGUCCUUUGAGAAGGCCACAGUCGAGGUCCCCGUCGGCAGCUUCAAGGGCAGGACCGUCACCAUCUGGGAGCUGAUCCAUUCCGAGUACUUCACUGAGGAGCAGCGGCGGGAGCUGGUCCGCCAGUACAAGUCGGGCAAAGUCACCAUCGAGAAGAUCAUCAAGAUCAUGAUCACCAUCAUCGAGGAGACAGAGACCAAGAGGCAGGAGAAGCUCACCUUCAGCGGCCUGCGCACGCCCGUGGCGGCCAGCGAGCUCCUUGAGUCCAGGGUCAUCAGCAGGGCCCAGUUUGACCAGCUGAAGGACGGCAAGAAGUCGGUGAAGGACAUCUCUGAGACAGACUCAGUGAAGAGGUUCCUCCAGGGCACCGACUGCAUUGCAGGCAUCUAUGUGGAGGAGACCAAAGAGAAGCUGACCAUCUACCAGGCCAUGCGGAGGAACUUGCUGCGGCCCAGCACAGCUGUCAUUCUCCUGGAGGCCCAGGCCGCCACAGGCUUUGUGAUCGACCCCAUAAAGAACCAGCGUCUCUAUGUCAACGAGGCGGUAAAAGCUGGCGUGGUGGGGCCGGAGCUGCAUGAGAAGCUGCUCUCCGCCGAGAAGGCUGUCACCGGCUACAAGGACCCCUACUCAGGCAACACCAUCUCCCUCUUUGAGGCCAUGAAGAAGGGCCUGAUUCUCAGGGAGCACGGCAUCCGCCUGCUGGAGGCCCAGGUCGCCACGGGCGGCAUCAUUGACCCUGUGCACAGCCACCGCGUGCCCGUGGAGAUCGCCUACAAGCGCGGCUACCUGGAUGAGGAGAUGAACCGGACCCUGUCCGACCCCUCGGACGACACCAAGGGCUUCUUCGACCCCAACACGCAGGAGAACUUGACCUACCUGCAGCUGAAGCAGCGCUGCGUGGAGGACCCUGAGACCGGCCUCUACCUGCUGUCCCUGAAGAAGCCCGAGAGGCCGGAGGUGGUGGAGACCACGCAGGUGUACACGGAGGAGGAGACCCGCAGGGCCUUCGAGGAGACGCAGAUCGACAUUCCCGGGGGCAGCCAGGGCAGCACCUCCAUGUCCCUGUGGGAGGUGAUGCAGUCCGACAUGAUCCCCGAGGAGCAGCGCGCGCGGCUGAUGGAGGACUUCCGUACAGGCAAGGUCACCAAGGAGCGAAUGAUCAUCAUCAUCAUCGAGAUCAUUGAGAAGACCGAGAUUAUCCGCCAGCAGAACCUCCACUCCUAUGAUUACGUCCGGCGCCGGAUCACCGCUGAGGACCUCUAUGAGGCGCACAUCAUUUCCCUGGAGACUUACAACCUUGUGCGGGAGGGGACCAAGACCAUCCGGGAGGUCCUGGAGGCGGAGACCGCCUGGCGCUACCUGUACGGGAGCGGCUGUGUGGCCGGCAUCUACCUGCCCGCCUCCAAGCAGAAGCUGACCAUCUACCAGGCCCUAAAGAAGGGGCUCAUCAGCGCCGAGGUCGCUCGCACCCUGCUGGAGGCUCAAGCAGCCACGGGCUUCAUGAUCGACCCUGUCAAGAACGAGCGGCUCACCGUGGAUGAGGCUGUGAGGAAAGGGCUGGUGGGCCCAGAGAUCCACGACCGGCUGCUUUCGGCCGAGAGAGCAGUGACCGGCUACCGGGACCCCUACACCGAGCAGACCAUCUCCCUCUUUCAGGCCAUGAAGAAGGACCUCAUCUCCUCUGAGGAAGCCCUGAGGCUCCUGGACGCGCAGCUGGCCACGGGAGGCAUCAUCGAUCCCCGCCUGGGCUUCCACCUGCCUCUGGAAAUCGCCUACCAGCGAGGCUACCUGAACAAAGACACAUAUGACCAGUUGUCGGAGCCCAGCGAGGUCCGGAGCUAUGUGGAUCCAUCCACCGAGGAGAAGCUGAGCUACACACAGCUACUGAAACGCUGCCGCCGCGACGAAAACAGUGGGCAACUGCUCCUGCCCCUCUCGGACACCCGGAAGCUGACCUUCCGCGGCCUGCGCAAGCAGAUCACCGUGGAGGAGCUGGUCCGCUCCCGGGUCAUGGACGAGGCGACUGCCCUCCAGCUGCAGGAGGGGCUCACCUCCAUCGAGGAGGUCUCCAAGAACCUUAAGAAGUACUUGGAGGGCACCAGCUGUAUCGCUGGCGUCUUCGUGGACUCCACGAAGGAGCGGCUCUCAGUCUACCAGGCCAUGAAGAAGGGCAUUAUCCGCCCUGGCACCGCCUUCGAGCUGCUCGAGGCCCAGGCCGCCACAGGCUACGUCAUCGACCCCAUCAAGGGGCUCAAGCUCACGGUGGAGGAGGCCGUCCGCAUGGGCAUCGUGGGCCCUGAGUUCAAGGACAAGCUCAUCUCAGCCGAGCGCGCCGUGAUCGGGUACAAGGACCCCUACUCCGGGAAGCUCAUCUCCCUCUUCCAGGCCAUGAAAAAGGGCCUGAUCCUAAAGGACCAUGGCAUCCGUCUGCUGGAGGCCCAGAUUGCCACCGGGGGCAUCAUUGACCCGGAGGAGAGCCACCGACUGCCCGUGGAAAUGGCAUACAAACGGGGGCUGUUUGACGAGGAGAUGAACGAGAUCCUUACGGACCCCUCGGAUGACACCAAGGGCUUCUUCGACCCCAACACGGAGGAGAACCUCACCUACCUGCAGCUAAUGGAGAGGUGCAUCACAGACCCAGAGACUGGCCUCUGCCUGCUGCCCCUGAAGGAGAAGAAACGGGAAAGGAAGACCUCCUCCAAGUCAUCUGUCCGGAAGCGGCGGGUGGUGAUUGUGGACCCUGAGACGGGCAAGGAGAUGUCCGUGUACGAGGCCUACCGCAAGGGGCUCAUUGACCACCAGACCUACCUGGAGCUCUCGGAGCAGGAGUGCGAGUGGGAAGAGAUCACCAUCUCCUCCUCCGACGGCGUGGUCAAGUCCAUGAUCAUUGACCGCCGCUCUGGCCGGCAGUACGAUAUCGAUGACGCCAUCUCCAAGAGCCUUAUCGACCAGUCGGCCCUCGACCAGUACCGUGCCGGCACGCUCUCCAUCACUGAAUUCGCUGACAUGCUCUCGGGCAACAUGAGUGGCUUCCGCUCAAGGUCGUCCUCGGUGGGCUCCUCCUCCUCCUACCCCAUCAGCCCAGCUGUCUCCAGGACUCAGCUCGCCUCCUGGUCCGACCCCACUGAGGAGACGGGGCCGGUGGCCGGCAUCCUGGACACGGACACCCUGGAGAAGGUGUCCAUCACCGAGGCCAUGCACCGGAACCUGGUGGACAACAUCACUGGACAGCGUCUGCUGGAGGCCCAGGCCUGCACCGGGGGCAUCAUCGACCCCCACACCGGGGAGAAGUUCCCCGUCACCGAUGCCGUCAACAAGGGGCUAGUGGACAAGAUCAUGGUGGACAGGAUCAACCUGGCCCAAAAGGCAUUCUACGGUUUCGAGGACCCGCGGACCAAGACAAAGAUGUCUGCGGCGCAGGCCCUCAAGAAGGGCUGGCUCUAUUACGAGGCUGGGCAGCGCUUCCUGGAGGUGCAGUACCUGACCGGGGGGCUGAUUGAGCCCGAUACGCCAUCCCGGGUGCCCCUGGACGAGGCCCUGCAGAAGGGAACCAUCGACGCCCGGACCGCCCAGAAGCUGCGGGAUGUCAACACCUACUCCAAGUACCUCACUUGCCCCAAGACCAAGCUCAAGAUCUCCUACAAGGAUGCCAUGGACCGCAGCAUGACAGAGGAGGGCACGGGCCUGAGGCUGCUGGAAGCCUCCUCCCAGUCCAGCAAAGGAUACUACAGCCCUUACAGCGUCAGUGGCUCCGGCUCUACUUCGGGCUCCCGGGCGGGAUCGCGCACUGGCUCUCGUGCUGGCUCUCGGCGGGGAAGCUUUGACGCCACUGGCUCCGGCUUCUCCAUGACCUUCUCUUCCUCCUCCUACUCUUCAUCGGGCUAUGGCCGCCGAUACGCUUCGGGGCCUCACGAAGCCUCCGAGGGGGCCCAGCUCUCCUCGGAUUGGGGCAGCCUGAGUGGGAGCUGCAGGGGGGCGGCAGGAGAGGAGUGGGCCGCGCUGGGGGGGCCACAGCCUGCUGUGGCGUAACCACCCUGGCCCCGCCCUUCCCCCUCCGCUCCCUCCCCUGCCCCCCCUUACUCUGCAUGUGAUCCAUCUGCCAGCUAAGUGCCCUGGGUUUACUUUUUGUUGUUUUUUGUUUUUUUUUUUAAUUUUUAAAAAGACUCUUCUUCCAAAGCGGUGCCUAAAGUUUAACCAAAAAAACUAGACUAAUAUAUUAAUAUAUAUUUGCUGUUCCAAGAAUUUGUAUAUUGAGGGGAGCCGGGGGGGCCAUCUUUUUGCCCACCUCGCCAUCCACGCUGAGACUCUCCUGACCAUCCAUGCUGGCAGCCACUUCACCACAGCCUGACGCCUUGGACUUGGUCCGAGCCAGCUCUCACCUCCUGCGGACUUGGGGGCCUCCGGCUCUUCCAGUACCUCCUGCCUGCUGCCCCCAGCCCUGCCCCUUCCUCCCCCUUGGCUCCUGCAGAGCAGAGCCGGGCUGAGCCACCACCUGGCCGUGUUUUACUUCUCUCAGCAACAUGUCCUCCGCCCGGCCUCGGGCCAGGGGGUCCUUCCCCAGGGCUUGCCUCUGCAGCUGCUGCCGGGACCCUCCUCCCUGCCCCCGGGUCAGGUGAGGGGCAGCCUGUCUCCCCGUGGGGCCUUCAGCCUUCUCUUCACCACCAGGAUGGGGCAGGAGCCCCACGCAUGUUGGACUGACUCCCCGCCCACUCUCCUGCCUGCCUUUCAGCCCUAACCCCGAUCCUGCAGUGGGCUCCACCUUUGGGGGCUGGACUUGUGAGUGAGGAGGGAGGCAAAGGGAAUGGUCCUCUUGGUGUGUCUGGGAAGUGCCCUGCCCAGGUGGGGCGGGGAGAAUGCCCUCUAGUCGGCUUUGGCCCAUCAGGAGCUGGAUGCUGGGCCAGGGAGCGAAGGCUGCUGACCUGUGGUUGUGGAUGGGAUGGGGGAGAGGGCCUCUUUGGCCCCCCCCUCAAGGAAGGAUAAACCUUUUCCACCCCUUCACUUGCUCUUCUCCUCCUCCUACCUGGAGGCUUGGAGAUAACCUGUUCUCCUUCUGUGUCAGCUGUCUUUCUCCAGCCUUCCCAGAGAAGUCCCUUCCCCAUGGGAA